Messenger RNA from Eufriesea mexicana, 6024 nucleotides. RefSeq names its product serine protease nudel (gene ndl). NCBI's taxonomy places the organism in Eukaryota, Metazoa, Arthropoda, Insecta, Hymenoptera, Apidae. Gene Ontology annotation, biological process: proteolysis. Gene Ontology annotation, molecular function: serine-type endopeptidase activity; protein binding. The record is from RefSeq and is a predicted model, not a curated record.
AUGAAUUUGGAGAACAAGAUCCUUGCCUCGAAAUUAGGCAAUGUGUCGAUGAUAAAGGACCAGUGCUGCGUGAAGUUAGCAAACUCGAAGAUCGAGCAUUCCACGAGUAAAAACAGACGUGGUCGAUGGAAUUUUCUUAAACGUUGCAGACUGAUGAACCUUGUCCAAAGUUUGCUAGCUAUACUAAUCUUCUGUUUCGCUGGAUUCCUGAUAUAUUUGACCGCUGUGUCAGCAUACGUGAAUCCAGUGUUUAAAACAAUCGAAUCCAGCCAGGACCAACCUCCUCUGAUCAUCGAACCUCUGCCAGAGGAGCAAACAUCACAAUCAAACCCCAAAACUGUGUAUCGACACUUGCUCACCAACCAACUCGAUCAUCCGAGUUCCCAACUGCUGUCAAUUAUCCUACAAACAGACCAGAGUCGUCCGAAACGAGAUGUCAAGACAAGUCCUUGUCAACAAAACAUAGAGCACUGCCAGGGUGUGAUUGACUCUAUGUGGAGCAUAGUGGGCAUCGUGAACAGCAGCAUGCCCUACUUGCAAGGUUUCCUGAGGGACCAUUCGACAGACACGAAGUCCUCCAAGUCGAAAUUGGUCGAAUUGGUCGAGUGUCUACAGUGCAAGAACGAUUCGAUCAGGUUCAUCGAUGAGACAGGUCCAGAGAACCUUGCUACUGAGCAACGAAUAAUUCAUGAGCACUCUGAUCACGAUCAGAUCAAGAACAAUGUCGACGUUGUCAGUAAUUUGUUGAACGACCAGACACACGACGACAAGCAUAAUCCCACUAACAGUGUCUUAGAAUCGACCACUUUGAGGUUGAAUAGGUUAGAAGAGCAUGCUGAGGGACCUACAAAGAUGGCUAAUGGUGGUCUCGAUAGUCAUGGAGGGAAGUCAGAUCAGAGAGCAAAGGAGUUAGAGACGACCUUGUCUACAACUUCGACGAACGGAAGAAUGGAAUAUGCAUCGAGGAAGGAUUCCAGGGAAGCCAUUAAUACGACGAGUGCACGGACGACGCUGAAGGCGGAAGAAUCAGUGGCCCAAACGAGCAGAAUUGCUGAUACAGAGCGGACUGCGGCUGCCCUGAACGUGACAGACAAACCAGACACCGACAACGUGAUGGAAAUCGCGAUCAACCCCGUGCAACCUUCGAGUCAAGGUCACGGCAAGCUGAACGAGCCGGAAAGGGAAGCACGAAAAGGUUCGAAGCCAAUCUUCCGUGACCUCCGACCGAGAAUCGUCACGAACGGGAUGCCAGUGCCAGGCACUAUGCCCACGGCAGAGACGAUAAAGUCCACUCAACAAUUGCAACUGACGCCCACCAUGUCCUGGCUGCCUUACCAGGUCUGCUUCUACGGCCCAGCAGCCAGCAGUGCGGUGAAACAGUCAGGACCAGGUCAAAUCAUGUACCCAGCUUCGUCUCCAGGAGCCUCGUAUCAGAUGCCUAUGUCUCAGCAGAGACAAGGUUACCAGAACUCCAAUCAGGCACCGAGUUAUGUUCAGGUGCAGGCACAGUCUGUCCAGUUCAUGCCAAUGCAAUCCCUCCCCGGGAACUCGGGACAGGCUGGUGGGCAGAAAGUUGGACCCACCGGUCCUGCAACCCCCAAUUUCCCGAUAUUCCCUGGCCAGAUGUCCCCUAGUGGCUCUGGAAACUCUAACAAUAAAAUGCCUUACUAUUGCACGUACAUUCCUGCCCCUACUUUCCAAUUUCCAGCUAUUCCUGGGGUCUCGGAGUAUCAGAGAUCCUCCGUUGCGUAUGACAAGAACGAGACUGAGGAAUCACGUGAUGAUCUGAAAGUGAUCUAUGGCUAUACCAAUGAAUGUCCCUCUAACGCGAUUAAGUGUAAAGGGGAAAGACACUGUAUCCUGAGGUACAAAUGGUGUGACGGUCAGGUGGAUUGCAAAGAUGCAAGUGAUGAGACCACGUGCUCCUGCAAAGACCGCAUAUCCCAGGAACGGCUUUGCGAUGGGUACUUCGACUGUCCGCAUGGCGAAGACGAAAUGGGAUGCUUGGGUUGCCCAAAAACUUCGUUCAGUUGUAAUGAUUGGCAAAAGCGAUACUCUCCUGAUAACUGCGUGCCACUUUCCCAGAGAUGCGACGGAAUAAAGCAGUGUGCCAACGGGAAGGACGAAAUGGACUGCAGUGUUCUCACUCCCUCGUAUAUCGAAGGAAAGAAUGCAUACUCUAUUGGCUACAUCGAAGGGUACCUUCACAAGAACUUGAAGGGCCAAUGGUACCCCGUGUGCACAGCGUCCAAGUCCUGGGCCAGGGAUGCCUGUGCUCCUGAGACAGGCUCCAGCAAUGACGAGACCCCAGAGAUAAACAUCCGCUCUGUGCCAGACAACGCGUACCUAGGUCCGUAUCUCGCCGAGGUGAACGGUCAGAUGGAGCUGAUCUCAUCUUGCAUGAACAAGGCGAUUUUCGUGCGUUGUCCAAGCUUCUCGUGUGGAACCAGCAUAUUCCCUCACAAGGACAUGCUACAACCGCAGCUGUUGCAGAGGGAAGGUCAAGACUAUUCGCAGAUCCUCGAUGAGAUCGUGUGGCCGCUGACAGCGAGCGGGAUAGACCCAAGGUUCGGUGGAAGCAAGAUCGGGAAGGAUCAGGAUGACCUGGUUGCGUCGCAGUUGCGUGUUGUCGGGGGUCGUGCGAGUCAACCGAAAGCUUGGCCAUUCUUGGUGGCCAUUUAUAAGGACGGCCUUUUCUAUUGCGGAGGUGUCAUUCUGAAUGAACUAUGGGUGCUCACUGCGGCGCAUUGUCUCGAUGGCUACACAGGCCACUAUUUCGAGAUCCAGGCAAUUUCGUUCUCACCCAUGUCACAGACCAAGAGAGCACGCUACGCGGUGAUGCAUCCUCGGUACAAUAGCAAAGACAUGAAUAACGACAUUGGUAUGAUCAUGCUGGAUGAUCCUCUGCGUUUUAAUAGAUGGGUACGACCCAUUUGCCUCCCUGGACCGGAAAUCCUAGGUACCAUGUGGAGAAACAAACCGGAGCCUAAUUCUACUUGCAUAGCAAUUGGCUGGGGCGCUACUAGAGAACAUGGACCAGAUCCUGACCACUUGAGAGAAGUAGAGGUACCGAUAUUGUCAUAUUGCAAGCAUUGGAUUGAUCAGAACGAGGCUGCCAUUUGCGCUGGCUAUCCUCAAGGAGGUCGUGACGCCUGUCAAGGAGACAGUGGGGGUCCUUUACUCUGCAGAAAUCCCUACUCGAAAUCGCAAUGGUACGUGGCAGGCGUUGUUAGUCACGGCGAAGGCUGCGGUCGGCCGGAUGAGCCAGGUGCCUAUACGAGAGUUAGCUACUUCCUGGACUGGAUUCAAGAACUUAUCAGUGGUCGAGGAGUGCCUCCUCUGAGACGCACACCUCUGGAAAAGUGUCCAGGGUUCAGCUGCGAAGGGGGUCUAGGCAAAUGUUUGCCAAUCGAGGCGCGCUGCAACGGAAUAGUCGAUUGUCUGGACGGCGAAGACGAAGUCAAAUGUCGAGACUAUUAUCCAAUCUACAGACGAUUAGCAAACAACGCUUCCGACUUCGAAGAUGCUUUACUAAUGAAAACAGCUAAUUCCUCGCCGUCUGAGGAAAUUCUCAGCACUGAUCAGACCUUAAUUAACAAUACAAUCGAUGAUUCAUUAAUGAAAACAGCCAAUUCCUCGACGUCUGAAGAAAUUCCCAGGACUGAUCACACUUUACUGAACAAUGCAAUCGACGAUACUACUGACACAUCUGUGUCUGCUGAGGCUAGAAACAGUGUCUUGGGAUUCGAUGACGAUGGUAGCAUGACUUUGGCAACUUUGACCAGCAUAACUAGUCCUGAUCCUAAUUAUACUGACAGUGACUCGACGUUGGCACCAACACUGUUUUCUACAAUAUUCACCUGCACAAGACUGCUUCAAAGUAUCCCUAUCGAAGAGAGAUGCAACAGGGUAGUGGAUUGCGAGGACAGUACCGACGAAAUGAACUGUACCUGCAAGGAAUACCUGCAGAACCUGAACCCAAGUGCCAUUUGCGAUGGUUACGCUGACUGCGAUGACCUAACAGACGAACAGGAUUGUGCACUCUGUGAGCAGGAUGAGUUCCUCUGUAAGACCAGCGAGACGUGCAUUCCGAUGUCGAAGAAGUGCAACGGAAAUUUCGACUGCAAGUUUAAGGAAGACGAACUUGACUGCUUCACGUUGACUGAUGGUCAGCACGUGUACUUGGACGGAGAUAAGCGACCAUUCCUAAACCAGGAAGGAUUUCUGACCAAAUACAUCGAUGGAAAAUGGCGGCCGAGUUGUCAUCGACCAAGAAUUCAUCGAAAUCAAUCCACGGCCACACUUAUUGGGAAAAAUAUGUGCGAGUAUUUUGGUUUCUCAUAUCUACACUCGACUAAGUCCAUCGUCGUGAAGAACUCCACGCUCGAAACGGUAGCCAUGCGUAAGGGGAGCUCUACGUACCAAGAGAACUCGCCAGCGGCCUCUCUGAGCAAAGAAAGCGAAACCUGUUUGGGUCUCUACGUUCGCUGCGCACCGACUCUGAACGGCAGUAUAAACGCGCACUUGGCUAUCGACGGGAGCACCGGAGACCGCGACUACCUGUGGCCCUGGACGGCCGCCAUCUUUGUUAACGGACGCUACCGCUGCGCGGCGCUGCUGCUCGACCCCGACUGGCUACUCUCCGCCGCGAAAUGCCUCGAGAACGUCAGUCUGAAGAAAGAUUAUACGACUGCCAUAAUCGGUUAUGGUGCAUCGUUUCGACACGUCGAUGGGCCCCAUCAACAAAUAUCGAUCAUCGAUGAAGUGCAUCGUAUGAACAAUUCUGUGUCCAUUUUACUACACUUGAAAAAUAAAGUUCAUUUCAGUCGACACGUGCAACCAAUAUUCGUCGAUAAAAGGAUCUAUCUAUCAGGUGCAACGGAUACCUGUGUAGCUGUUGGAACGAACGAAAAUUAUGAGACCAAAUCAACUUUCUUGAGACCUGUUUUGCAGGAUUGUCCAAGUUGUCAAAGAUGCUUCUUCAAUAUUACGGAUUCCGAUUGUUCGGAAAGUCAGAAGUCAAAAUGGAGUGGCACGAUAUUCUGUCGUGGCAAGAAAGGCUGGUACCCCGCAGCUGUCUUCCAAGAUAACGAAGGACUGUGCAACUUCAAGGAUACGCAAAAUAUGACGAGCAUAGAUUACGUAAAUCCCUAUCUGAUAGAAGCAAUGGACGAUCCAAGGAAGCCGAUCGAACCGAAUUGCAAUGGUUUCCUAUGCAAACUUGGCCAAUGCAUUCCGCAAAAUCGGAUCUACGACGGUGUUCCGGAUUGUCGAGACCAGGAAGACGAAGAUCCGGAAUAUUACGAAAGAUACCGCAAAAAUUGCGAAAAUAGCGUGGAUGGAUGCAAUUGCAAGAAGACUGAGUUUCGUUGCAAAAAUGGGAAAUGCGUCGACAAAAGUGCGUUUUGCGAUGGACAGCUCGAUUGCUUCGAUGGCUUAGAUGAACCUAUGACAUGUACCUGCGCGGAGUACCUGAAACUCACAGCUCCAGAACGAAUAUGCGACGGUGUACGCCAUUGUUUGGAUAAGACUGACGAAUCACCCGAGAUGUGCCCAUGCACAGAGUCGAGCUUCAAGUGUAAAACGUUAAGUGGAUAUGACACGUGCAUCCCAAAAGACUUUAUUUGCGAUGGAACGAAUGACUGCUUGGAUGGCACAGACGAAAAAUCGUGCAGAAAGUUGAUCUCAAAUUAUCAAAACGAUAGCUAUAAUUCUGGGGAAGUGGUUCGACAAAGUUAUGGUGUAUGGCACUCAGAGUGCUUUCGGAAUCCUCUAACAUCUGACGAGGAUGCGUUAGACUUGUGCAAAUCCAUGGGAUACUCUUCAGGAAGCGUCAGCAACGAAACUAUAGUCACAGACGAGCCCAUAAUUCCCAAACAAGACAAUUUCUACAUAGUCAGGAUAAACAACUUGAUAUGGAUGAUUUUAAGGGACGAUAAACCAUUGAUAACUUUAGAGAAAUCCAACGUGACUUGCCAUCGUGCAUUCGUCGACUGUGAAUUUGAGAAAUUUGCUAAGCUGUAA